Molecule: messenger RNA, 1879 nt
Organism: Onthophagus taurus
Lineage: Eukaryota; Metazoa; Arthropoda; Insecta; Coleoptera; Scarabaeidae
Source: RefSeq, a predicted model, not a curated record
GGUCGGAAGAAGGGGUAGCAUUCUACAGGGGAAACCUCGACACUUGGCAACAGAGGAUACAAGAGAUCAACGGGUUGGAAGAGCUUACCCAGGUAGUGCGGGAGGCAACACUGAAAAGGGAGUGUGUACGUAGGGGGGACAAAGUGGGGAGGAACGACUGGUAUGAUGGCGAGUGCAAGAAGGCGAAGAGGGAGGCGAGAAGGAGGUUGAGGCUGUGGAGACGGGGGAAGAUAGGGGUGGAUAGAUAUAGGGAAGCCAGGAGAGAAUACAGAGAGUUAUGCAGUAGAAAGAAAACAGAAUUGAGGGAAAAGGAGGCGGCAGAGAUUAGGGGGAUAACAAGGGAAGGGGAGGUCUGGAGGUAUCUGAAAAAAGGAAAGAAGGGUAGGGAGACGAUAACCAGCGAAAUACACAUGACAGAAUGGAAGAGUUACUUUAUGGGAUUAUUGGGAGGGGUUGAAACGAGGCUAACGGGGUUGGGAGGAUAUGAGGGAGAUGGGGGAGAGGAGAUAGCAGAAGAGGAGAUGGAGGCGGUGCUUAGGAGAUUGAAGAAGGGAAAGGCGCCAGGUGAAGAUGGGAUACAUAACAAAGCAUGGUUGGAAGCAUCAAGGGUGGUGCGAGUGAAGUUGUUGGAGGGGAUGAAUAUCGUAUGGACAGGUGGGAUUCCGGAGGGAUGGAAAGUGGGGGUAAUUUGCCCAGUAUAUAAAAAGGGUAAUAAGGGAAGUGUGGAGAGCUACAGGGGAAUUAACCUACUAGACUCGGCAUACAAGGUAUACACGAAGAUGCUGCUGGGAAGAUUGGAGGAGGAGAUAGAGUUGGGGGGAAUUUUGGCAGGCAAAAAUUUAAUAUAAAUUUUAUCGUUAAAAUUUUGAGAAUUAUCAUUUUUGAAAAUCUAAACAAUUUUUGUUAUAAAGACAAUUUACAUAAUUCUCUCUCAUUGAGUUACCGACAAUUUUAAACAAUAGCUUAAUUUGAUAAUAAACGUAAUGAAACACUUUAGCACUUCAAAAAUAGGCCAGAAGCUUCAAGAUUUUUCAACACGAAACACGUAAACACUCAAAAAAUGAAAGCUUAUGUACUCAUUUACUAUUUUUUGAUUGUUAUAAAUUUCCAAAAUAAGAUUUUAGGACUUCCAGUUGGCGAAGAAGCGGAAAUAACAUGUGCUUUUGAAUCAGGUAUAGAUAAAGACUUAAGUAAUAACGUUUCAUUUGCAAUUCCUCAACCAAUUCCAACCGAAUACUACGCUUUUCUUCAAUGUUUAUACGAUAAAAAAGAUUUUAUAAUCGAUAAUAAUCUCGACCAUUAUUAUAUGAGUGUAAAUGCUCAAAUUAUGGGUCUUAUGGAUCAAGAACUUGCAGUAGUAAUCAACGAUUGUGUAACAACCUCAAAAGACGAAGAAUCCGUCUCAAAAACGAUCUAUAAUUUCGAUUCUUGCGUAGGACGUGGAAUUCUUCCUUAUUUCGGUUAUGGAACACCUUUGGACGAAAUUGCGAGUAAAUGCGCUAAAGAAGCCGAUAUAAACGAAGAUGACGCAGUGCUUCCUUGCGUUUUAAUGACGGAAUCGCCGACAAUUAGAAUUUUAAAGUAUUGGGAGUGUAAAUAUGAGAAGAGGGGAUAUUUUAAUGAGGAUGGCUCAAUCAAUUACGACCAGAUUAAAAGCAGUUUAUCAAAAUUGUUUACUGAAAGAGGAUUGGAUUUGAUUGUCGAUACUUGUCAUCAGGAUUGGUCGAUUUUAAGAAGCGAAAAUGUUAUACGGGUUGAAAAAUGUAUUGGAAGUAGAGUUAUUAAUAUGGUGAUGCAUUCAAAUGAGAUUUUAGAAAAUUUGUGUUACGAAUAAAAUGUUUAAAAUUAAAUAAAUAAAGUUAUUGUUUUAAAAUUUUAA